Messenger RNA from Porites evermanni, 1317 nucleotides. The record is from the annotation of a GenBank genome assembly. Lineage: Eukaryota; Metazoa; Cnidaria; Anthozoa; Scleractinia; Poritidae.
AUGAGAAUGUUGCCUUCCCUUUGGUUCAGAAUCCAUGCUGAUAUUGGGGAUUAUCUAAUUCAGCGGGGAGCUAAUGGUGUACCUGUCUUGUACUGGUAUCACAGGCAAUUCAUCGAGGUAUAAUGCGUGUGCGGUUGUGAGUAGUACGAUUUUUUUAUUGGGUUGCCUGUGGCAAAGUCCAAAAAAAAAAAAAAAAAGUUUUGAGCAGCGUGUGUGUCGAAAAAAAGGCAAAACGGCGGACGUCUAAUCGCAAUGGGACGACAACUUGACUUUUCGGGGAAGAGGAUAGUCAUUUCAGAUAAAUACAAACAGACAUGGAACGAAAUUUAUCCUAGAGUGUCAUACAACUUGAAAUAACAAUACAUCUCUUUCUCCAAGUAGCUAUACACUCAAGCCGGAAAAAGUGUAAUUAUAAUCACAAUUUGAAAGCUAUUUAAUAGGCUAGUGCAUCGCGCAGCUGGCAGACCAAUGUACCUCCAUUAUGUACCCCAUCUUAAAAAGCGACGCAUUUCAAACACGUUUUUUGUUAUUAAUUGAGAAUAAAAACGAGCGAGAAAAGUUUAGCAGAAUGUUUUGAUGUCACCAUUACGUCAUUGCCAAGUGAAAAAAUAUAGGGGUAAAAGGGUAAAAUAAAACAAAAGGUUAUGUAUUUGCACGUGUAAAUGGGAGGUGCAUUAAAGAAAUAGACUUGUUCGGGGGUCUUUAGACGGGGCUUCCUCGUUAUGAAAAGGAUCUCAUAAAUUAAGAAGCCAAGUUUGAAUACACAAUCGAACUCAUUCCGACUGUUUUUUCUUUAUAUACUUUCCCUUUACAUGUGAAAAUAUGUUACCUUCGUUUUUUUUAAUCACUUCAAACUGUAUACUAGUCCAGAUAAUUUUGGUUUAUUUUGCCAAUUAAGGAUGAUGUCAUGGCUACACUGAAACGCCGUGCAAACUUUUUUCGCAGUCAUUUAUAUUUAUAAUUAUUCUUUAAUGUUUAAAGAAAACUUCUCUUCAGACCGUUUUAGAAUAUAUGGAAUUCCGCUGAGUAUUAUCGCAGUUUUUCACUCUUUAAUGUGCUGCUUAUAUUUAGGGGGCAAAAGAUCGUUAUGUUCGAGGUGAACAGGAGCAAUUUAUUCCCUGCAACAUGAGCGACUAUUUUCUUGGAAAUUGGGCUGACGGAAAUAAGAAACCUUUCGUUAAUAAAAACGGCGAAAGAAUUCACAUGGAUAGUCUUGUCGCAAAACAGCCUCUAAGUUUUCAAAUAAACCAAGAACAAGCAAUUUUCAACUAUCGAAAAUUGACUGGACUGCCACAUCAUUUGUUUUGCUCUGCAUAG